AAGCAUGGCGUCUUUUUAUUCAACAGCAUGCCAUCAUUUACAGAACAGCUGCUACUGACUUUAUACCAGCGAUCUCAAACCAGCAUCUACAGAAACAUCCAGAGGAGAAAACCAGAGAACCAUGAGUGCUGCUCACCGUGAAACAAGCCUGAAAACCAAACUGGCUGCGCUGCAGUGCCACUUCACCUGGGAUCUACAAACCAAUGACAACGAACUUGCUCGUAUCAGGGACGGGCUGCUGGAUAUCGGCACUGACGAGGGAAACCGAUGGCUGGGUCACAUUUACAAUCUGCUGGGUUACAUCCACUUCCUCCUGGGUUGCCCUGAUGAUGCCAGGAAAUACUUCACGAGGGCUGCGGAGGCCCUUUGCCACACAAGGGGAGCAGGUGAGGGUCCCUGGCUGCUGGUGAACUAUGCUAAUGUGGCUUGGCUGCAUUACCACAACGGAGAAGAAGCAAAGAGUCUGGAAUGGUUGUCAAAGGCUAAUGCACUGUUGGAAGAAUACCAAUCUUCAUCGCAGCACAACUUACACGCAGAGAUCUAUGCUGAGAAAGGCUGGGCUCUGCUCAGGUACAAAAGCAAGAGAGAAAAGUCGCUGGCUUCAGUUUACUUCCAAAAAGCCAGCGAGAUGCAGCCGAACAUGGUGGAGUGGUAUGUCAGCUUUGUGUCAGCCAGUGUUGAUUAUCCAGAGACCAGUCCAGACAUGUUAGAGAAAAUGAAAAAUGCCAAGAGACAGGAUCCAGAGAACCUGUUCCUCGCUGCUCAGUACCUCAUGAUGCGGGCCAGGAAUGGAGAACAAGUUCGAGAUAAAGUACGCAAAUUGGCCACCAAGAUUAUGAGAAAUCCUGUCAGCAGUCAUAGUGGGUUAAGGACAAUACUUAACAUUUACAAAACCUAUGACUCUGUGGAUGAGGCAAUUGAUUUGGCAGAGGAGGCUCUGAGAAACCAUCCAGAUGUCCGUUAUUUAAAACGAUGUGCUGCACUGUGUUAUAAAUGGAAGGUGAGUUCACCAAACGGUCACCCAGUGUCAAACACAGAUAUAGAAAGAGCGAUCCGCCUCCACAAAGACGUGAUUUCUCUCUACCCAGAUUCUUCAUUUGUAAAGAAAAUGGACCUUGCAACCAUAUAUACAAAGUCAGCUCACUGCCCAGAUAAGGCUGGGGAGAUUUUCCAGGAGCUGUUAGAAAGUCGCCUGGAACCUCCAGAACAACAAGUUCUGUUCAACAUCUAUGCAAGACAUGUAUUCUUCCAUCUAAACGACAUAAACAAGUCAUUACACUACCACAUCAAGGCAGUAGAGAUACCAGAAGAGUCAUUCUUUCGAAGGCACAGCAUUCGAGAGCUGCACAAAGCCAUGAAAAGAAACAACAACAAUCCCAUGCGUGGUGAAAUAGAAGAGUGUCUGAAAAAGCUGCAAAUACAGAGCACCUGAUAUUUUUACACUUUGAUCCUCCAAAAAGGGAUAAAUAUUAUAAUAUCAUCGACUAAAAAAUAUAAAAUCAGCACUAUCUCUUAUGGUGAUAGCAUCUUCAGCCAAAAUCAAUGAAAAACAUUCCAAUUUAAUUCAUGUGGGAAAUAAAUACAUAUACAUUCCACCUUGAGUUCAGCUGUUUAACUGACAUUAACGGGGAAUACAGAGCAGGUUUCAAGGGUCUGAGCGAGGAUUUAUACAUUUGAUUGCAGUGUUAGUGGAAGAUGAAUGUGGCUGUCAACAUAUCUUUCAUCUUUUUAUUUUUAUUUUAACGUGUAAUAUUGUAUAUUUGAUCUGUAUAUUGUGUUACUAUGAUCUAACUUAGUAACACAUUAAAUGAGAUUCUCUUUUUAAUGUCUUUUCAGUGUCUACCAUUGUUCCGUAUAUUGUCGAUUGUAUAAUCAAACAUGAAAUGUGUGUUUUUGAAUCAUGUGUUAAAGUAACCUUGAGCUGUUUGAUGAUGAUUAUUUUUUUAGAUAAAGACUUUACGUGUUUCCAAAAUUGUACUCCAUUAGUUAGUUUUAAAAAACCCGUUAUGAAUAUUGGGUAAAAUGUAUUGUAAAACCUAGCAACUGCAAUAAAACAACAUUUUCA
Molecule: messenger RNA, 2065 nt
Organism: Solea solea (common sole)
Lineage: Eukaryota; Metazoa; Chordata; Actinopteri; Pleuronectiformes; Soleidae
Product: interferon-induced protein with tetratricopeptide repeats 1-like
Exons: 2
Coding region: 122-1432 (436 amino acids)
Biological process (GO): defense response to virus
Cellular component (GO): cytosol
Molecular function (GO): protein binding
Source: RefSeq, a predicted model, not a curated record